CCAGGAGGGUUUAUAAGCUGAGGCAUCAGGCCCCUCAGCACCACAGCUUUUCCUUCUCAUCCUUUGCUCCUGAGGCUCCAGCUCUUCAGCAGCAUGGCCUUCACCGGCAAGUAUGAGAUUGAGAGCGAGAAGAACUACGAUGAUUUCAUGAAGCGCCUGGGGCUCUCCAGCGACACGAUUGAAAAGGGCCGCAAUUUCAAGGUCGUCUCGGAGAUAAAGCAGGACGGGCAGAACUUCACCUGGUCCCAGCACUACCCCGGGGGCCACUCCAUUUCCAACAGUUUCACCGUUGGCAAGGAGACCGAGAUGGAGACCGUGGGAAACAAGAAGUUCAAGGUCUCCGUGAAGAUGGAGGGUGGGAAGGUGGUUGUGGACUCCCCCCACUACCACCACACUGCGGAGAUUGUGGAUGGCAAGCUGGUGGAGGUCUCCACCUUUGGAGGCGUGAUCUAUGAGCGCGUGAGCAAGAAGGUGGCCUAAGCUGGCCUGAGCAGGCGGGUAGGGCUCCGCAGGGGCCAUAAAGCCGUAUCAAUAAAGUUGGUGUAACAAGACUA
This is a messenger RNA of Dama dama (fallow deer), 554 nucleotides long. RefSeq names its product fatty acid binding protein 6 (gene FABP6). NCBI's taxonomy places the organism in Eukaryota, Metazoa, Chordata, Mammalia, Artiodactyla, Cervidae. The transcript is spliced from 4 exons. Gene Ontology annotation, biological process: fatty acid transport. Gene Ontology annotation, cellular component: cytosol; nucleus. The record is from RefSeq and is a predicted model, not a curated record. Gene Ontology annotation, molecular function: fatty acid binding. The coding region runs from base 94 to 480 and encodes 128 amino acids.